UAGGGGGGCACAUCUAUAAAGAAUGAACCUUCUCACUUGUCCCAGCCCAGCUCUGGGAAACACAUCAGCCCGAAAGGCACAUCGAUUCCUGUCAGUAACGACCCCAUCUGUCCGUCUGUGGGAGGUGACGCUGUAACUUGAGCCGAGGGACAAGUUUGUGGCAACACGUGAGCGAUUUGGCCGCUGCCUGCAGCUUCUUCUUCAGCGCUUUGUGCGCAGCCCGGGCUGUUCUGCCACAUCAGUCUCCUCUUCUUCUUCCAACUGCCAGCAAUGAGCAACUGCCGCACGUUGACUCUCCUGCUCGGGGCUCUGCUCGCUGCCAGGCACGCACACUGCUCCCCUAACUGCCCUCCUGGGGACCGGGCUCUGGGGAGAUGCAUGCCGACGGCAGAAGAAAGAGGAACAUGCGUGGACAACAUACUGGGCUAUUGCAAUGACUUGCCCUACUCCAAAACAAUGUUUCCAAAUGCUCUAGAUCAGCAGUCAAGAGGCGAAAUAGAAUACAGCGCUGAGUACAUUCUACUAAGUGUCAUCGACAACUUGCUGCAAGGGGAGUGCAAUCCCGACCUGCGCAUUGUGGGUUGCGCUGUCCUUGCUCCGCGUUGUGAGAAGAACAAGAUGGUGAAGCCAUGCCGAAGGGUGUGCGAAAUGCUGAAAAAGAACUGCCUCCCUGCUUUCGACGCAAUUGACAUGGCGUGGCCAUACUUUCUGGACUGUGAUCGUUUCUUUGUGGGAGAGGAAGAGGGGUGCCAUGACCCACUGGAAAAAUUGAGAGUCAACAUAGAUAUAACCCCAGAGGACCUCCUUCCUGAAAACCCCAGCACUUUUAUUCAGUUCAUUCACCAUAGCUACUCGGAGAUGGUCCGCGUUCUGAAGAAGACAGCAGCCAAGUGCUCUCAGAUCUCAAAGACCUACAGCAUUGGGCGCAGUUAUGAAGGGAAGGAUCUUCUUGUGAUUGAGUUUUCAGCAAACCCUGGUCAACAUGAAGUGCUGACACCUGAGUUCAGGUAUAUCGGCAACAUGCAUGGGAAUGAAGUGGUGGGCCGGGAAUUGCUGAUCUACCUGGCGCAGUUCUUAUGUUCUGAAUAUCUGUUGGGAAACUCACGGAUCCAGACGCUGAUCAAUACGACUCGAAUUCACCUUCUACCUUCCAUGAAUCCAGAUGGCUACGAGCAUGCGGCAGAAAUGGGAGCAGGGUAUAAUGGAUGGACCAAUGGACGACAGAAUGCCCAGAACAUAGAUCUGAACCGAAAUUUCCCUGAUUUAACCUCAGAAGCUCACAAGUUAAUUAGGAUGCCACUGGCACGACUUGACCACAUGCCCAUUCCAGAGUCAUAUUGGGAUGGUAAGAUCGCGCCUGAGACCAAAGCUGUAAUGAAGUGGAUGAGAUCAAUACCGUUCGUCAUUUCCGGAAGUCUCCAUGGAGGGGACCUGGUCAUCAGUUACCCUUAUGACUUCUCCCGGCACCCGCUUGAAGAGAAGAUGCUCUCUCCUACUCCAGAUGAGAAGGUGUUCCAGUUGCUCGCUAAGACGUAUGUUGCCGCCCACCCCAUGAUGUCCGACAAGUCGACCAGCAGAUGUGGAGGAAAUUUCAACAGCAAAGGGGGCAUAAUAAAUGGUGCAGAGUGGUACAGCUUCAGCGGGGGCAUGGCGGAUUUCAGUUAUCUUCACACAAAUUGUUUUGAACUUACCUUGGAACUGGGAUGUGAAAAAUUCCCCACCGAGGAUGAACUGUACUCCAUCUGGCAGAACAACAAAGAGGCAAUGCUGGGUUUAAUCGAAAUGGUCCAUCGUGGAAUCAAAGGGAUAGUGAAGGAUGAAUAUGGAAAUCCAAUAAAGAAGGCUCGAAUCUCUGUGAGAGGAAUUCGGCAUGACAUAAUCACAGGUGAAGAUGGAGACUAUUUCCGACUUUUGAUUCCUGGAUCACACAUUGUUUCUGCUGAAGCCUUUGGAUACUCCAGAGUAACCAAAAAAAUAACUCUCCCUGCUAAAAUGUUAAAAGCUGGGCGUGUGGACUUUGUCUUACAGCGCGUUGACGUUAGAAAUCGAAAAUUUCCUAAAGUUAUUCCUGAGGACAUUUAUGAACGAUUUGACCCACUGGAUCGUUUUGACCCUCACGCUCAGCAUGGGGGCGCAGAGCCAAGUGAAGGAGACGAAGUGUCUUCUCGGAAUGGGGAAAAGCCAUGGUGGUGGUCCUAUUUUAGCAUGCUGGGUCAUAACAGGCCAUCAUGGCUGCUGAAAAAAAAUGAAAAUAAAAUGUGAUUUCUAAUAGGUAUUAAAGGACAAUGAAAGGCAAAUUCACUGGGAAAUGCCAAUAUGAUACGUUUUUUUUUUUUGCAUCAUUUCAGGGGGCGCACACUCCAUUUGUCAUAGCUAAAGCUGGGCAUACACUAAAAGACCUUGCCAAAAAAAGUAGAUCUUGUCUUGAUUUGGCCAAAUUGGGCUGCUCAAACUGGUUGACCCUGGGUCAAUAAUCAAAUCGUAAUAGGGACCUGUUAGGAGAGGUCUGCAUCAGUAGGAUUUCUGAAGGACAAAGAAACGUUAAGUCAUGGGUGGGAGGCCAAUUUGUUUGGCACCCAUCAGUGAACAGAAAUGCUAACCUUGUGCUGCAGGGCAGUGCACUGUAUCUAUAAAAUAUGCACUGGGAUGAAAAGCGCCAAUUUUGUUUUCUUCUCUUAGAUAGUUCUUGUGCUUGGGGUGGGACUAUGCUCAGUAUAUAGUAACAAAGCAAUAAUUUCUGUACUUUGUGUAGGUCCAGCCAUGGUCCAUAUGCAAGCCAAGGAUUAUUUAGGAAAGGAUGCAAAUAACAGCAAGUCUUUCCUUACCCUUGUAUAAAGGUGGCCAUACACGUGCAGAUUUAAGAUGCCGAUUUGGGUACUUUAGACCAAUUUGGCAGCUUAUCUGCCCAUGUACGGACCUCACUGACCAAUAUCUGGCCAAACAUCGGUCAGAGAUCGAUUGGGCCAGUUUGAUUUUCCCAUUCGAUCGAGGAUAGUUCAUGCGGUCCUCAUCAUGUCAACACCUAUUCCCUUCAUUGUAAUCUGAUUGUUUGGCCCUAGGGACAACCGAUCAGAUUAGCCCAAUAUCACCCUGCCUUUUGUGGGCA
Xenopus laevis (African clawed frog) is the source of this 3106-nucleotide messenger RNA. It is a transcript of the gene cpz.L, whose product is annotated as carboxypeptidase Z L homeolog. The record is from RefSeq and is a predicted model, not a curated record. The coding region runs from base 271 to 2262 and encodes 663 amino acids. The transcript is spliced from 11 exons. NCBI's taxonomy places the organism in Eukaryota, Metazoa, Chordata, Amphibia, Anura, Pipidae.